Messenger RNA from Dissoconium aciculare CBS 342.82, 2510 nucleotides. RefSeq names its product sugar transporter. NCBI's taxonomy places the organism in Eukaryota, Fungi, Ascomycota, Dothideomycetes, Mycosphaerellales, Dissoconiaceae. Gene Ontology annotation, biological process: transmembrane transport; carbohydrate transport. The transcript is spliced from 4 exons. Gene Ontology annotation, cellular component: membrane. The record is from RefSeq and is a predicted model, not a curated record. Bases 404 to 2101 code for a protein of 565 amino acids. Gene Ontology annotation, molecular function: carbohydrate:proton symporter activity.
UGGGAACUCGCGACCGCUGCCCUGUCCUUCACUAUCCUCGUCCAGUUCAACUUUCGGGAGACAGGUUUCUCCGCCAUCUGGACUAAAUCCUGGGGAUCAGAUGAUCCGAGGACGAUUGAUCGAUUCGCUUGUACUGUACUACAACAUGAAGAUGCAACAUCACGUCCACUCUCUCCAUCUCUCUCCCUCAAGCUGUAUCCCGUCGUGUCGUAGAUCUGUCCUUCCCAUCACACAUCUCGGAAUCUCUGUCAUUGAUCAUCUCCCACUCCAUCCGGUGGCCAUGUAGAAUAGGCAGCAUUGAAAAUCCAAGCAUCGCCUCCUCCAUAACAAUAGGCCAAGUCACAGUCCCGACCUAGCCUCCUCCUCCUAUCAUCCGCCCUACAUUCCCUGCUCUCCGUCGGUCAUGGCCGAUGUCAAGUCCACCGCCGAAGAGGUGAUCCGCACCACCGACUAUCACGAGAAGUCGCGGACCUCGGAGCACCGCGAAGAUGACUCUCCCAAAGGAGCCGUCCACGAGACGGUCCUCAAUGCGAAAGCCGCCACCGACAAGGAACAUCGCAUGACCCUGCUGCAGGGCAUCAAGCUCUACCCCAAGGCCGUGGCCUGGUCGGUCCUGAUCUCCACCUGCAUCGUCAUGGAAGGCUACGACAUCAGUCUGAUCAACAACUUCUACGCCUUUGACACCUUCAACCGGAAAUACGGCGUGGAGAUCUCCCCGGGCAAGUAUGAAGUGCCGGCGGCUUGGCAGGCGGGCCUCAGCAAUGGCGCCAAUGUGGGAGAGAUCAUCGGAUUGUUCAUCAACGGAUUCAUCAGCGAGCGGUUUGGGUACAGGUACACUCUCAUGGCGUGUCUCAUGCUCGUCACGGGGUUCGUGACCAUCUUCUUCACGGCCCAGAACGUCGUCCACCUCCUCAUCGCGGAGAUCCUCUGUGGGAUCCCGUGGGGCAUCUUCCAGACCUUGACCAUCACAUACGCCUCCGAGGUCUGCCCGGUGGCGUUACGGGGCUACCUGACGACCUACGUCAAUUUCUGCUGGGGUUUGGGCCAACUGAUCGGCGUCGGCGUGAUCAAAAGCAUGCUCGGCCGGGCCGACGAAUGGGCCUAUCGCAUCCCCUACGCCCUCCAAUGGAUCUGGCCGGUCCCCCUCUUCAUCGGGAUCGCGCUCGCGCCCGAGAGCCCCUGGUGGCUGAUCCGCAAGGGGCGGGUCUCCGACGCGAAGGACUCCCUCCUGCGGCUGACCAGCCUCGACCGCGAGACGGGCUUCGACGCCGACGAGACCAUCGCCAUGAUGGUGCACACGACCGCGCUCGAGGCCAAGGCGAUGAAGGGCGCCUCGUACCUCGACUGCUUCCGCGGGGUCGACCGGCGGCGCACGGAGAUCGUCUGCCUGGCCUGGGCGAUGCAGAACCUCGCGGGCAACUCCUUCUCCAACUACAGCACCUACUUCCUGGUCGCGGCCGGCGUCAGCCAGUCGAACUCCUACUCCUUCGCCAUGGGCCAGUACGCGAUCAACAUGCUCGGCGUCUUCGGCGCCUGGUCCCUCAUGGCCGGGGGCGUCGGGCGGCGGACGCUCUACCUCUACGGCCUCGUGGGGCUCUGCGCCAUGCUCUUCGCCAUGGGCUUCCUGGGGCUCGUGCCGGCGGCGCACAAGGAGCGGGCGGGCCUCGCGACGGGCUCCAUCAUGAUCCUCUGGGCCUUCAUCUACCAGCUGACCGUCGGCACCGUGUGCUAUUCCAUCGUCGCCGAGGUCGCCAGCCGCCGCCUGGCCGUCAAGUCGAUCGUGCUCGGCCGCAACCUGUACAACGUCGUCGGCAUCGUCUGCUCCGUCCUGACGCCCUACAUGCUGAACCCCAGCGCGUGGAACUGGUCCAACUUCGCCGGCUUCUUCUGGGCGGGCAUCUGCUUCCUCUGCGUCAUCUACACCUACUUCCGCAUGCCGGAGCCCCGGGGGCGGACCUUCGCCGAGCUCGAUCUGCUCUUCGAGCGGAAGGUCCGCGCGCGGGACUUCGCCCGCGCCGAGGUCGACGUCUUCGACGAGCAGCUGGACGACAGGCUCAUCGCGCGAUACAAGGGCGAGGGCGCGGCGGCCUACGCCUCGUAGACGAUGUGCAGAGAUGAAAUGACAUUAUGCUUAUAUGAGCCAUUGACGAUUCUAUGAACCCCUGGAGAUUUUUUUGGUCGUGAUUUUACCCGCGUUCGCUUGAUGGAUGGGCCUGAUGAGCUGCCGCGUGACUUCCGUAGAGUAUCCCGUCGACCGGUCGGCUCCCCAGUGAGAUGGCCGGCUCCGUGUCAUUUCACGAGCAACCUCGACGUCGCGAAUCGCACGGUCAAAGAAGGCACGUGGAGUCAUGACAGUAAGAAAGUUUGUCCAUGUGUCAUUAGCGGUCAUAUACAUGUAUUGUCCAGAAACACCUCGAAGCGAGGAAGAGAACAAGAAAAGAAAAACCAGAUGUGAUCGCUCACCAUCCCAAAAUCCAAGGAAAGCAAAAAGGGUCACGAUCUAGCAAAAG